This is a messenger RNA of Marchantia polymorpha subsp. ruderalis, 576 nucleotides long. NCBI's taxonomy places the organism in Eukaryota, Viridiplantae, Streptophyta, Marchantiopsida, Marchantiales, Marchantiaceae. The record is from the annotation of a GenBank genome assembly.
AUGGCGAUCGGCGAUGCGCAGUCGCACAUUGGACGACAGUGGCCGGGCUCUCAUGUGCGUGCGUGGGUGGAUGGAAGGAAGGAGGGACGGACGGAGGGAUGGAUGGGUGGAUGGAUGACGCCCGCAAACGGUUGCGGUGCUGUGAGGCUGCGGGAGGGGGAGACUGUGGCACAUGAGAUCGACGAUCCCAGACGCGCGGAGGCGCGCCACGGCAGCGUACCGAGAGGCGACGCGUGUCGGACGCAGAAUCGGAGGCGGACGAUCGGACGGCACGGAUGGAUCACGUCGAGCGUCGCAGGGACAGAUGGUCACUCGCUGCGCCUCGGGACAGACGGGGCGGGGCGGGGCGGUGUACGGGGCGCCGGUGGGAGGACGAGAAGAGAAGGAGGAGGGGGCCGUUCGGGCUGGGCCGGAACGUGGAGCAGACGCGGUCAAAAGUGGGCCCGUGGGGCGGCGACGUGGCACUGCGCUCGCGCUCACUGGACCAGCUCGACUUCUACCCGUAGCCCUCUCAUCAUUCCGGACCCUGUCUUGUCUGCGCUCUCCCUCCGCUCGCGAUCUUAUCCGACGACGUAG